AGAGAAUAUGAUUGUGGAGCCUGUUUAGUCGGAGAUGGAUAAUGGCUCUUUCCCGAGGUCUGAGAUGCUGUGCCCGUGUGUUUUCCUGGAUACCUGUCCUCAUAAUCACCUCCGUGGUCCUGUGGUCCUACUACGCCUAUGUAUUUGAGCUAUGUUUAUGUAAGUAUGGGAAUUAUGAAUGUUUGUCUGUUAUGUUUUCGUCGUAUUGUCCGCGAUGGUAGCUAGCUAACGUUACUGACACUGAAGCUCCAAUGCAAAAUGCCCUUUAAACCUGCUAGCCAAAUCUAGCAUCAUGCUAACCAGGAAGUGGGGGUUUUUCAGAAUGGAGCCUUUCUUAACAAAUCUAGCUAGUAUGAUCAUAUUGUACUGUUUUUUUCCCCCCAAUUCCAUUUGAUAACGAAUUAUACUGGUGUUACAUUUACCUACCAAAUCUAACAAAUAAAUAAAAACAUAGCUAGCUAUAUAUUUAAAGGUAAUUAACGUUACAAAAUGUAGCUAGCUAGCUAGCUACCUAUGUUGUGAUAAGACAGUAUAUUAGCUAGCUAGCUACUGUAACUACAGGUGUGAAGUAAUCACUGUCUAAACUGUCAGACUGUAACAUGGUGUUUUGUUGGCCAACAACAGAUAUGUGUCAGUCACUGUCUUCACACCCCAGUGUGAGCAGCCUCAGCAACCAAAUAGCUUUGCUACAUCAGCUGUUUUCAUGUCAAUAAUUCAUAACAAUUGUCAAUAAUUCAUAAUAAUGUGUGUUCUUUACAGUCACUAUCAGCAACACAUUGGAGAAGGGUGAGUUUUUAACACAUAGGCUUUCAUCCGUGGUCAGAUUAGUCAUCUGACAUCUUGUAGACACGUGAAUAUCAGCUUGAUAGGCGUAGUUCCCUAAGUGUUGCACCUGUCUGCGUUUCCAGUGGCCUACCUGCUGGUGUUCCAUGUGUGUUUUGUGAUGUUCUCCUGGACCUAUUGGAAGGCCAUCUUCACUCCUCCUGCUUCACCCUGUAAGAAGGUAGGACUGCGGGGCCUUAAUGAUUUAAUGAGUUUUAUUUUUCAAAUCCGUUUUGGAAUACUGACUGUCCAAACAGCAAGUUACAAAGUGACUUGAAUUUGUGUGUGUUCAGACAGCGGGUCAUUUGCUGACUUGGCUACACAAGUUGUCAUAGUAACGACGGGUGUUGGGGGCAGUGGUGUAGGCUGAUCGGUGGUGCUCGUAGUGUGCUUCCCGUCACUCAGAAGUUAUGUAGCAAGCUAAGGUGACAACAAUGCCUGCCAUGGACGUUUCCCAGUUGCUUUGAAUGUUCAAAAUCAUAGUGUAAGGACAUUUUUAAAGCCUCAAAGGAUGAGAUGAUCCCAACUUUCAAAACGAGUCAUUUUUGUCUAGCCACAGCAGUCAAUUAGCUAGCUAGGUAGCUGGUUAGCUUUCUAGCACAUUCACUAAUUAACAAGCUAGUUGGCUACCACAUGUUCUUGUCAAACUGUCAACAGAGUAGCUAGCAAGCAACAAGAUAUGCCAAAUAACAGUCUAAAAACCACUUGAGGGCAAAUAAAUCAGAUUUGACCGUUCAGACAAGUUGCAAUGUUGCUUUAAAUAUCUGAUUCCAUGUGCUCUUUGGCUGUUCGGACUGCAGGAAAAAGUACAGAUUUGAAAUCGGAUAUGCAAAAUAUUUGGAUUUCAGUCACUUCAAACUGACAGUGUGAAAAAGGCUAUAUACAGUACAUGCUUAGCCUAUAACAAGCAGCCUAAUAGAGCAUGAUCCCUGUUGACUAACGUAAUCCCUUCGCUUUUUAUGUUGCUGAAAGCUUUUGAAUAUAAUGUUGUCUAUAAUAACCAUAGAACGUUGUGCUCAUAAUCAUGAGGUGAUUCAAAGCCCUGUGUUAUCAGCUUGUGAAUGGUUCAAGUUCCAGCUGUUGUAUUCAGAUAAGGAGCGUUAUGAGAGAGAGGAGAUGCUCAUACAUGCUUGAUCAAGGCUCAUACAUGCUUGAUCAAGGCUCAUACAUGCUUGAUCAAGGCUCAUACAUGCUUGAUCAAGGCUCAUACAUGCUUGAUCAAGGCUCAUACAUGCUUGAUCAAGGCUCAUACAUGCUUCAUCAAGGCUCAUACAUGCUUCAUCAAGGCUCAUACAUGCUUCAUCAAGGCUCAUACAUGCUUAUAAGCAGUGGUAGAGCAUUCUAACAUGUGGUUGUUGGUUCCAGUUCCAUCUGUCGUACUCUGAUAAGGAGCGUUAUGAGAGGGAGGAGAGGCCUGAUGGUCAGAAACAGAUCCUGGUGGACAUCGCGAAGAGACUCCCCAUCUUCACUAGAGCUACGUCUGGAGGUGAACCACUCAUAUCCAGAGCAGCGUCCCAAAUGGCACCCUUUGUAGUGCACUACAUAAUGAAUAUAGUGUCAAUGGGACGCACCCUAUCUUCUCCAGUCCUGUUAGCAAACAGAUCAAACAUGACGUACUGUUACCCAUCAGUUUGUCAUCUACAACCUAAUAUCCUCCAGCCUCGAAGUGUCUGUAAGAUAAGAUAAGGGAAGUGGAGGAUCAUAUGGCUUCUCGUGUGUGUGUGUUGUGUGUGUGUGUGUUGUGUUGUGUGUGUGUGUGUGUGUGUGUGUGUGUGUGUGUUGUGUGUGUUGUGUGUUGUGUGUGUGUGUGUUGUGUGUGUGUUGUGUGUGUGUGUGUGUGUGUGUGUGUGUGUGUGGUUGUGUUGUGUUGUGUGUGUUGUGUUGUGUUGUGUUGUGUGUGUGUUGUGUUGUGUUGUGUGUGUGUGUGUGUGUGUGUGUGUGUGUGUGUGUGUGUGUGUGUGUGUGUGUGUGUGUCCCCUCAGCUAUCAGGUUCUGUGACCGAUGCCAGGUGCUGAAGCCUGACCGCAGUCACCACUGCUCUGUCUGUGAAACGUAAGUCUCCUCCCCUGCUCUGUCACACAGACCCAUACCUGUCUCCCUGUCUGUGGACAGGUAACACUGAUCUGAUUGGACAGCAUUAGGAAGGUCACACCAGUCCACCUCUGAUUGGACAGCAUUAGGAAGGUGACACCAGUCCACCUCUGAUUGGACAGCAUUAGAAAGGUGACACCAGUCCACCUCUGAUUGGACAGCAUUAGAAAGGUGACACCAGUCCACCUCUGAUUGGACAGCAUUAGAAAGGUGACACCAGUCCACCUCUGAUUGAACCUCUGAUUGGACAGCAUUAGGAAGGUGACACCAGUCCACCUCUGAUUGGACAGCAUUAGAAAGGUGACACCAGUCCACCUCUGAUUGGACAGCAUUAGAAAUGUGACACCAGUCCACCUCUGAUUGGACAGCAUUAGAAAGGUGACACCAGUCCACCUCUGAUUGGACAGCAUUAGAAAGGUGACAGCAGUCCACCUCUGAUUGGACAGCAUUAGAAAGGUGACACCAGUCCACCUCUGAUUGGACAGCAUUAGAAAGGUGACACCAGUCCACCUCUGAUUGGACAGCAUUAGGAAGGUGACACCAGUCCACCUCUGAUUGAACCUCUGAUUGGACAGCAUUAGGAAGGUGAUACCAGUCCACCUCUGAUUGGACAGCAUUAGAAAGGUGACACCAGUCCACCUCUGAUUGGACAGCAUUAGAAAGGUGACACCAGUCCACCUCUGAUUGGACAGCAUUAGAAAGGUGACACCAGUCCACCUCUGAUUGGACAGCAUUAGAAAGGUGACACCAGUCCACCUCUGAUUGGACAGCAUUAGAAAGGUGACACCAGUCCACCUCUGAUUGGACAGCAUUAGAAAGGUGACACCAGUCCACCUCUGAUUGGACAGCAUUAGGAUCUCUUGUUUACCUGGAGAACAACAGCUGUCCUGUUAAUGAUGAUGACUAAACUCUGGCCAACUACUAGGCCCUUCCUUCCCUGGGGGCCUGACUGAUGAAUGGGCCGUGGAAAUACUGAAAUCGGACAUGUUUACUGCAAUGGUGUAUAGACAGACAUUUCAACCCCAAAAUUAAUCUCUUUACAGUUUUCUCAAAGUAAAUAAAAAAGUUGCACACCUUUUAUGUUGAUGUAAGAAUGGUUGAAUGUGUUCUAAUGGUAGUUGCUUCCUUUACACCAGUCUAGUGAUCUGUGUUGUCUGUUGCAGGUGUGUCCUGAAGAUGGAUCAUCACUGUCCAUGGUGGGUGGUUAAUACUGUCUGUUCAUUAUGUAUUAGCUGUAAAUACGUACAUUUUGUAAUAACAUUUAGUAAGUAAAUAAAUUACGUCUUUCAUUUGAUCCUGAUGCUACUGUGUCUGUCUGUCUCUCUCUAUCCAGGGUGAAUAACUGUGCAUCUCUCUCUCUCUCUCUUUCUCUCACUCUCUGUCUCUCUCUCUUUCUCUCUCUCUCUCUCUUUCUCUCACUCUCUCUCUCUCUCUCUUUCUCUCACUCUCCCUCUCUCUCUCUCUGUCUCUCUCUCUUUCUCUCUCUCUCUCUCUUUCUCUCACUCUCUCCCUCUCUCUCUCUCUCUCUCCAGGGUGAAUAACUGCGUAUCUCUCUCUCUUUCUCUCACUCUCCCUCUCUCUCUCUCUCUCUCCAGGGUGAAUAACUGCGUAUCUCUCUCUCUCGCACGCUCUCUGUCUGUCUCUUUCUCAGCAGGUUGAAUAACUGUGUAUCAAUUCAAUUUCCUUUAUUGGCAUGACGUAACAAUGUACAUAUUGCCAAAGCGUACUUUGGAGAUGAAGUGAUACAUUUACAAUAUUAACAUAAUUAAAAUUAUAAUUAUCAAUAUUGUCAACGGGACAAUCCGUAACAACAAUAAUCAAGGGUCAAAAUAACCAUUGAACAAUAACAACAUAGAGGACAUGUGCAGGUUGGUUUGUCUGUCAGACACUGUCCCUCAUCUUAUGGCAGGCAGCAAUGUAGUGCGCUGCCAACCCACAGCUCUCUGCGUCCUCCCCCAACAGGACGGGUAGCCUGAGUCCUCCCCCAACAGGACGGGUAGCCUGCGUCCUCCCCCAACAGGAUGGGUAGCCUGCGUCCUCCCCCAACAGGACGGGUAGCCUGCGUCCUCCCCCAACAGGACGGGUAGCCUGCCUCCUCCCCCAACAGGACGGGUAGCCUGAGUCCUCCCCCAACAGGACGGGUAGCCUGAGUCCUCCCCCAACAGGACGGGUAGCCUGUGUCCUCCCCCAACAGGACGGGUAGCUUGAGUCCUCCCCCAACAGGACGGGUAGCCUGCGUCCUCCCCCAACAGGACGGGUAGCCUGAGUCCUCCCCCAACAGGACGGGUAGCCUGAGACCUCCCCCAACAGGACGGGUAGCCUGCGUCCUCCCCCAACAGGACGGGUAGCUUGAGUCCUCCCCCAACAGGACGGGUAGCCUGAGUCCUCCCCCAACAGGACGGGUAGCCUGAGUCCUCCCCCAACAGGACGGGUAGCCUGCGUCCUCCCCCAACAGGAAGGGUAGCCUGUCCUCAUCAGAGAGGUCUUUGAAACCUUGAAUAAGGGUUUCAUAUUUGGGGAAAUGACUCUCUAAUAGUUUUAUAAUGUUGACAUUUUGUCAGGAAAUGCAGCUCUGUCUCAGGUUCUGCUGUGGUGCAGUGGUUGCACAGCCUUUCCUCCACAGGGAGCCAGGUUUUCAUGUGUCUACCCUUCUCAAUGGAAAGGCUGUGCUCACUGAGCCUGUACUUUGUCAAGGUUUUUCUAAGGUUUUGAUCAGUAACCAUGGUCAGAUAGUUUGCCACGGUGUACUGUCGAUGUAGGGCCAGAUAGCACUGCAUUUUGCUUGUGCUUGUGUUUCCCAAUAAGUAAUGUAGUUUUGUAAUUGUUGUAAUUUGGUUUAUUCUGAUUGAUUGGAUGUUCUGGUCCUGAGGCUUCAGUGUGUUAGUAGAACAGGUUUGUGAACUCAGCCCCAGGACCAGCUGGAUGAGGGGACUCUUUUCUUUGCUCAGCUCUUGGCAUUGCAGGGCUUGGUAAUGAUAUGAGAGGGGGUCACUGUAUUUUAGAUGUUUACAAAACUUAAUUGCUAUUUUUUUAGUUUUUAUUAUUAGUGGACAUUGGCCUAAUUCUGCCCAGCAUGCAUUGUUUGUAGUUUUCCUCUGGACAUGUAGGAGAAUCUUCCAGAACUCUGCAUGCAGGGUUUCAAUGGGGUGUUUGUCCCAUUUGGUGAAAUCUUGUUUUGCAAAUGGACCCCACACCUCACUGCCAUAAAGUGCAAUCAGUGACACAUUCAAUUAGUUUUUAGGCAGAUUUGAAUAGGUAUUUUAAUUAGUUUUUUAAUUGCGUAGAAGGCCCUGCAUGCGUUCUCUCUGUUCAUUCACUGCCUCAUUAAGGUGUCCAGUUGAGCUUAUUGUAGUGUGUGCUGUACUCUAUAUAUUUAAACCUAAGGAAUUAUAGUGUAUUUUGUACCGAUUGAGAACUUUGGUCUAAUUCCCUGAGAUCUUCUCUGGAAAAUCAUUAUUUGAGUCUUUUUGGGGGUUUACUGCCAGGGCCCAGGUCUGUCAGUACUGCUCUAGCAGGUCCAGGCUCGGCUGUAGGCCAUGUGCUGUGGGUUUACUGCCAGGGCCCAGGUCUGUCAGUACUGCUCUAGCAGGUCCAGGCUCUGCUGUAGGCCAUGUGCUGUGGGUGACAGCAGGCAUAGGUCAUCUGCCAAGAGCAGGCAUUUAACCUCUGAAUUGUGGAGACUAACACCAGGGGCUGAGGAUUUUUCUAGAACAGUGGCCAAUUCGUUGAUGUAAAUAUUGAAGAGUGCAGGGCUCAGAUUACAACCCUGGCGAAGGCCCCGCCCCUGGUUAAAGAAUUCUGUUAUUUUCUUGCCAAUUUUGAUACUGCAUGUAUUUAAUUUAAUUAUGUCAUAUGUUUUUCCCCCUACACCACUCUCAAUAACUUUGUAGAACAUUCCUGUAUGCCAAAUAGAAUCAAGUGCUUUUUGGAAGUCGAUAAAGCAAGCGUACAUUUUGGUAUUAUUUUGGUGGACAUGUUUAUCUAUCAGGGUGUGUAGGGUGUAAAUAGGAUCGGUCGUGUGAUGUUUUGGUAUAAAUUCAAUUUGGCUUUUACUCAAGACAUUGUGCUUAUUAAAGAAGUUUAGAACUCUUGCAUGUAUAAUACUACAGAAAACCUUCCCCAGGUUACUGUUCACACAAAUGGCUCUGGAAUUGUUAGGGUCAAAUUUGUCUCCGUUCUUAAAGAUUGGGGUUAUGAGUCCUUGAUUCCAGAUGUCAGGAAAAUAACCUACACUCAGGAUCAAAUUAAACAGUUUUAAUAUAGCCAAUUGACAUUUUGCACUAGUGAAUUUGAGCAUCUCAUUUAGGAUGACAUCAGGUCCACAUGCUUUUUUUUAAAUUUGAGGGCCUGAAGUUUCUUAAAGAGCUCUGUGUCAGUAAUUGGAGAGUCCAAUGGAUGUCCCUUUUAUAGCUUUUUCUAAUCCAUUCAACUUCUCAUGAAUUUGUCAUUGUUCUGCGUUUGUGUCAAUUUGAACGGUGUUGUAGAGUGUUUUAAAAUGGGCUGUCCAUAUGUCACCAUUUUGUAUCGCUAAUUCCUAUAGUUUCGAUUUUUUGGGGGGGGUUACCAAUUUUGCCAGAAGUUGUUUGUGUUUAUGGACUCCUCAAUUAGUGUCAGCCGCUUGCUGUUGGACUGGGCUGGUUGGUUCAGCUGCGUGCUGUUGGACUGGGCUGGUUGGUUCAGCUGCGUGCUGUUGGACUGGGCUGGUUGGUUCAGCUGCUUGCUGUUGGACCGGGCUGGUUGGUUCAGCUGCUUGCUGUAGGACUGGGCUGGUUGGUUCUGCUGCUUGCUGUAGGACUGGGCUGGUUGGUUCUGAUGCUUGCUGUUGUUGGUUUUUUUGGUUCUGAGUCUACGUUUAUAGAGUUUUAAAGUCUCAUAGUAAUAAAGGUGUAAUUCAAGAUUAUGAAUGGUAUGUGGUAUCCAGAAAGUUAUCUAAAAGUGUUUGGAUAUUUUGGUUACUGGUUGCUUUCUGGGUAUUCUUCUGUGCUGUUUUGGGCCCAUCUGUAUGAAGUUCUGAUGUUGUGCAGCUCACUGGGCUGUUUCCAUGUUGUCUGUGAUCAGACAGAGGUGUUAGUGGCUUGACGGUGAAUGAGCUGAGAGAGAAAGGGUCAAUGUCUGUAAUCAUAUAGUCUACUGUGCUGUGGCCAAGAGGUGAGCAAUAGGGGAAUCUCCCCAAAGAGUCCCCCGUAACCUACCACUGACAAAGUACAGACCCAGGCUUCGACAGAGCCGCAACAGAUCCCUUCCGUUUCUGUUGAUGGUGCUGUCACUGUUGUUUCUAUGGGGGAGAUUAAGACAGUUAGAUACAGUAUGGCCUGUAAUGAAGCUGUCCCCUCGUGUGGUCGUUAGAUCAGGUAGUGUUCCUGUCAGUGUAUUUGUGUCCCCACAGAUGAGCACAUUUCCCUGGGCCUGGAAAUGGCACGUCUCUUCCUCAAGGCUGGGGAAUAUCUCCUCUGAGUAAUAUGGGGAUUCUGACCGGGGGGGGGGAUAUAUAUUGCGCAAAGGAACACACAUUUUUCUGUCAAUACAAAUUAUUUUUUCAGUUUUAACCAAAUGUGAUAAAUGACCAAUUUUGAGGGGAUCAAUUUGAUUUUGUUGUUCGGAUUUGUACCAAAUGAUCAAUCCUCCAGAGUCUCUGCCUCUAUUGACAGAGCUGUGUUUCUGUGACGACACAAUUACCUCUCUGUAGCCUGUGGGACCGUGAGUGACAAUGUCUGCCUUAUACCAUGUCUCCUGCGGAAUGAUGACGUCAACAUCUUUAAUUUAAAUUUUUUUUGCUAAACUCUUCAGUCCAAAGGUUGAUGAGUUUAGGCUCUGAAUGUUCCACCUGCUAACUGAUACUAAUUUCAUGUUGUCUCAGAAGUUCCAAAAUAAGAGACAUUUCAAAUGUCAUAUUAUGUCUAUAUACAGUGUUGUAACGAUGUGCAAAUAGUUAAAGUACAAAUGGGAAAAUAAAUAAACAUAAAUAUGGGUUGUAUUUACAAAAUGUGUUUGUUCUUCACUGGUUGCCCUUUUCUUGUGGCAACAGGUCACAAAUCUUGUAGCUGUGAUGGCACACUGUGGUUUUUCACCCAGUAGAUAAGGGAGUUUAUCAAAAUUGGGUUUGUUUUCAAAUUUUCUCUCUCUCUCUCUUCAGGGUGAAUAACUGUCUCUCUCUCUCUCUCUCUCUCUCUCUCUCUCUCUCUCUCUCUCUCUCUCUCUCUUCAGGGUAAAUAACUCUCUCUCUCUCUCUCUGUCUCUCUCUCUCUCUCUCUCUCUCUCUGUCUCUCUCUCUCUCUCUCUCUCUCUCUCUCUCUCUCUCUCUCUCUCUCUCUCUCUUCAGGGUGAAUAACUGUGUCUCUCUCUCUCUUCAGGGUGAAUAACUGUGUGGGGUUCUCUAACUACAAGUUCUUCCUCCUCUUCCUGUCCUACUCCAUGGUCUACUGUGUGUUCAUCAGUGCCUCCGUCUUCAGAUACUUCAUCAACUUCUGGGUGGUGAGUGGUGAUGGACGAUUUACAUCACAGCUUAGGGAUCUCAAAUGGCACCCUAUUCCCUAUAUAGUGCACUACUUUAGACCAGAGAAUGGCACCCUAUUCCCUAUAUAGAGCACUACUUUAGACCAGAGAAUGGCACCCUAUUCCCUAUAUAGUGCACUACUUUAGACCAGAGAAUGGCACCCUAUUCCCUAUAUAGUGCACUACUUUAGACCAGAGAAUGGCACCCUAUUCCCUAUAUAGUGCACUACUUUAGACCAGAAUAGAGCCCUAGUCACAUGACCUACUGCUGCUGUGACCAUAGUAACAUAUUAAACUGUGUCAACAGUCAGAUCACAUGACCUACUGCUGCUGUGACCAUAGCAACAUAUUAAACUGUGUCAACAGUCAGAUCACAUGACCUACUGCUGCUGUGACCAUAGUAACAUAUUAAACUGUGUCAACAGUCAGAUCACAUGACCUACUGCUGCUGUGACCAUAGCAACAUAUUAAACUGUGUCAACAGUCAGAUCACAUGACCUACUGCUGCUGUGACCAUAGCAACAUAUUGAUGUAAGCUGUGUCAACAGUCAGAUCACAUGACCUACUGCUGCUGUGACCAUAGCAACAUAUUAAACUGUGUCAACAGUCAGAUCACAUGACCUGCUGCUGCUGUGACCAUAGCAACAUAUUAAACUGUGUCAACAGUCAGAUCACAUGACCUACUGCUGCUGUGACCAUAGUAACAUAUUAAACUGUGUCAACAGUCAGAUCACAUGACCUACUGCUGCUGUGACCAUAGUAACAUAUUAAACUGUGUCAACAGUCAGAUCACAUGACCUACUGCUGCUGUGACCAUAGUAACAUAUUGAUGUAAGCUGUGUCAACAGUCAGAUCACAUGACCUGCUGCUGUGACCAUAGUAACAUAUUAAACUGUGUCAACAGUCAGAUCACAUAACCUACUGCUGCUGCUGUGACCAUAGUAACAUAUUAAACUGUGUCAACAGUCAGAUCACAUGACCUACUGCUGCUGUGACCAUAGUAACAUAUUAAACUGUGUCAACAGUCAGAUCACAUGACCUACUGCUGCUGUGACCAUAGUAACAUAUUAAACUGUGUCAACAGUCAGAUCACAUGACCUGCUGCUGCUGUGACCAUAGUAACAUAUUGAUGUAAGCUGUGUCAACAGUCAGAUCACAUGACCUGCUGCUGUGACCAUAGUAACAUAUUAAACUGUGUCAACAGUCAGAUCACAUGACCUACUGCUGCUGUGACCAUAGUAACAUAUUGAUGUAAGCUGUGUCAACAGUCAGAUCACAUGACCUACUGCUGCUGUGACCAUAGUAACAUAUUAAACUAUGUCAACAGUCAGAUCACAUGACCUGCUGCUGCUGUGACCAUAGUAACAUAUUAAACUGUGUCAACAGUCAGAUCACAUGACCUACUGCUGCUGUGACCAUAGUAACAUAUUAAACUGUGUCAACAGUCAGAUCACAUGACCUACUGCUGCUGUGACCAUAGUAACAUAUUAAACUGUGUCAACAGUCAGAUCACAUGACCUACUGCUGCUGUGACCAUAGUAACAUAUUAAACUGUGUCAACAGUCAGAUCACAUGACCUGCUGCUGCUGUGACCAUAGUAACAUAUUAAACUGUGUCAACAGUCAGAUCACAUGACCUACUGCUGCUGUGACCAUAGCAACAUAUUAAACUGUGUCAACAGUCAGAUCACAUGACCUACUGCUGCUGUGACCAUAGUAACAUAUUAAACUGUGUCAACAGUCAGAUCACAUGACCUACUGCUGCUGUGACCAUAGCAACAUAUUAAACUGUGUCAACAGUCAGAUCACAUGACCUACUGCUGCUGUGACCAUAGUAACAUAUUAAACUGUGUCAACAGUCAGAUCACAUGACCUACUGCUGCUGUGACCAUAGUAACAUAUUAAACUGUGUCAACAGUCAGAUCACAUGACCUGCUGCUGCUGUGACCAUAGUAACAUAUUGAUGUAAGCUGUGUCAACAGUCAGAUCACAUGACCUGCUGCUGUGACCAUAGUAACAUAUUAAACAGUGUCAACAGUCAGAUCACAUGACCUACUGCUGCUGUGACCAUAGUAACAUAUUAAACUGUGUCAACAGUCAGAUCACAUGACCUACUGCUGCUGUGACCAUAGCAACAUAUUAAACUGUGUCAACAGUCAGAUCACAUGACCUACUGCUGCUGUGACCAUAGCAACAUAUUAAACUGUGUCAACAGUCAGAUCACAUGACCUACUGCUGCUGUGACCAUAGUAACAUAUUAAACUGUGUCAACAGUCAGAUCACAUGACCUACUGCUGCUGUGACCAUAGCAACAUAUUGAUGUAAGCUGUGUCAACAGUCAGAUCACAUGACCUACUGCUGCUGUGACCAUAGUAACAUAUUAAACUGUGUCAACAGUCAGAUCACAUGACCUGCUGCUGCUGUGACCAUAGUAACAUAUUAAACUGUGUCAACAGUCAGAUCACAUGACCUGCUGCUGCUGUGACCAUAGUAACAUAUUAAACUGUGUCAACAGUCAGAUCACAUGACCUACUGCUGCUGUGACCAUAGUAACAUAUUAAACUGUGUCAACAGUCAGAUCACAUGACCUACUGCUGCUGUGACCAUAGUAACAUAUUAAACUGUGUCAACAGUCAGAUCACAUGACCUGCUGCUGCUGUGACCAUAGCAACAUAUUAAACUGUGUCAACAGUCAGAUCACAUGACCUACUGCUGCUGUGACCAUAGUAACAUAUUAAACUGUGUCAACAGUCAGAUCACAUGACCUGCUGCUGCUGUGACCAUAGUAACAUAUUAAACUGUGUCAACAGUCAGAUCACAUGACCUGCUGCUGUGACCAUAGUAACAUAUUAAACUGUGUCAACAGUCAGAUCACAUGACCUACUGCUGCUGUGACCAUAGUAACAUAUUAAACUGUGUCAACAGUCAGAUCACAUGACCUACUGCUGCUGUGACCAUAGUAACAUAUUAAACUGUGUCAACAGUCAGAUCACAUGACCUACUGCUGCUGUGACCAUAGUAACAUAUUAAACUGUGUCAACAGUCAGAUCACAUGACCUACUGCUGCUGUGACCAUAGUAACAUAUUAAACUGUGUCAACAGUCAGAUCACAUGACCUACUGCUGCUGUGACCAUAGUAACAUAUUAAACUGUGUCAACAGUCAGAUCACAUGACCUACUGCUGCUGUGACCAUAGUAACAUAUUAAACUGUGUCAACAGUCAGAUCACAUGACCUACUGCUGCUGUGACCAUAGUAACAUAUUAAACUGUGUCAACAGUCAGAUCACAUGACCUACUGCUGCUGUGACCAUAGCAACAUAUUAAACUGUGUCAACAGUCAGAUCACAUGACCUGCUGCUGCUGUGACCAUAGUAACAUAUUAAACUGUGUCAACAGUCAGAUCACAUGACCUACUGCUGCUGUGACCAUAGUAACAUAUUAAACUGUGUCAACAGUCAGAUCACAUGACCUACUGCUGCUGUGACCAUAGUAACAUAUUAAACUGUGUCAACAGUCAGAUCACAUGACCUGCUGCUGCUGUGACCAUAGUAACAUAUUAAACUGUGUCAACAGUCAGAUCACAUGACCUACUGCUGCUGUGACCAUAGUAACAUAUUAAACUGUGUCAACAGUCAGAUCACAUGACCUACUGCUGCUGUGACCAUAGUAACAUAUUAAACUGUGUCAACAGUCAGAUCACAUGACCUACUGCUGCUGUGACCAUAGUAACAUAUUAAACUGUGUCAACAGUCAGACAUUCUUUGUUGUGUAACGGCAGAGGUUCUUCGGUGGUCUACUGCUUCACAUGGUUCUAUCUGUGGUUCUAGUUCUCCUGUUCUCCUACACAGUUCUAGAUCUCCGGUCUGUGUGUGUUCCCCUACAGGGGGACCUGCCAAACGGACCCGCUAAGUUCCACGUUCUCUUCCUGAUGUUCGUGGCGUUGAUGUUCUUAGUCAGUCUCAUGUUCCUGUUCGGCUACCACUGCUGGCUGGUCGCCAAGAACAGGUCCACACUAGGUAAUAAAUGUAGCUACCAUGUUUAGGCCAAGAAGACCCGUUUCAAGGCAUUAGCAGUGUAGAGAAACACAGCCACUGAAGUCUAUUCCUCCCUCCCUCUCUGACUCUGCCUCCCCUCCCCCUCCCCUCCCCUCCCCUCCCCUCCCCUCCCCUCCCCUCCCCUCCCCUCCCCUCCCCUCCCCUCCCCUCCUCUCCCCUCCUCUCCCCUCCCCUCCCCUCCCCUCCCCUCUCAUCCAGAGGCGUUCUCUGCUCCAGUCUUCCCUACAGGACCAGACCGUAAUGGUUUCAACGUGGGGAUCAGGAGGAACCUGCAGCAGGUGUUUGGAGACGACAAGAGACUGUGGUUCCUGCCUAUCUGCACUAGGUGAGGCCCUAGUCUCUACCCCCUAACCCCUAGACCAGGGGUGUUCAACCUUUUAUUACCUGUGGACCCCCCUCCUGGCGACCCAGGGACCCCCAUCAUACGUUAACAAAACAAUAAUAUGUCAUGUCUUAUCAUCAGGUGACUGAUAAUGGCAAGGAGAAGUAAUCAACAUUUUAAAAUGAAAAUAUUUGGUAGAUAGUUGUUCAUUAUAACAGGAAGAGGAAGUGGAAACUCUAACUGAGCCUUUUAGAUAGAAGGGCACCUCCAAACACUUUCACUAAGAGCAGCUUUUAAUCUGGUUAAACUAAGGUUAGCCAUGUGUUGGCAAAACGGUAUGAACCAGCAGCCAGCGGCACUGCCACACUGGUAGCUUGUUGACUGGUAGCUUGUUGACUGGUGGCCUGUUGACUGGUGGCCUGUUGACUGGUGGCCUGUUGACUGGUGGCCUGUUGACUGGUGCUUUUUCAAAGCCUAUCUCAGAUAUGCCAGUGAGUGUAAUUGGCUCAAUAUUAGGAGUUGAUCAAUAAAGUUGACGUCAUUAGAAAAACUUUUUUUUUUACUGUAGGUAUGUAUUCAACAUUUGUUUAUUCUGUUUUUGCUAGCGAUAUUCAUACAAACAUUAAAAUACAAAUAUUUGUUUCACUUUUUUAUAUUUUCACGGACCCCCGGUUGAAUGCCCUAGACCCUUAACCCUUACAUCCUAGGUUCUAAAUCAGUCCCUGAUUAGAGGGGGAUCACCCACCUGGUGUCCCAGGUCUAAACCAGUCCCUGAUUAGAGGGGAAUCACCCACCUGGUGUCCCAGGUCUAAAUCAGUCCCUGAUUAGAGGGGAAUCACCCACCUGGUGUCCCAGGUCUAAACCAGUCCCUGAUUAGAGGGGAAUCACCCACCUGGUGUCCCAGGUCUAAAUCAGUCCCUGAUUAGAGGGGAAUCACCCACCUGGUGUCCCAGGUCUAAAUCAGUCCCUGAUCAGAGGGGAAUCACCCACCUGGUGUCCCAGGUCUAAACCAGUCCCUGAUUAGAGGGGAAUCACCCACCUGGUGUCCCAGGUCUAAAUCAGUCCCUGAUCAGAGGGGAAUCACCCACCUGGUGUCCCAGGUCUAAAUCAGUCCCUGAUCAGAGGGGAAUCACCCCCCUGGUGUCCCAGGUCUAAACCAGUCCCUGGUUAGAGGGGAAUCACCCCCCUGGUGUCCCAGGUCUAAACCAGUCCCUGAUUAGAGGGGAAUCACCCACCUGGUGUCCCAGGUCUAAACCAGUCCCUGUCUAAAUCAGUCCCUGAUUAGAGGGGAAUCACCCACCUGGUGUCCCAGGUCUAAACCAGUCCCUGAUCAGAGGGGAAUCACCCACCUGGUGUCCCAGGUCUAAAUCAGUUCCUGGUUAGAGGGGGGAUUCACCCAACCUGGUGUCCCAGGUCUAAAUCAGUCCCUGGGUUAGAGGGGAAUCCACCUCACCUGGUAGUCCCAGGGUCUAAACCAGUCCCUGAUCAGCGGGGAAUCCAACCCCACCUGGUUUGUCCCAUGGUCUAAUCAGUCCCUGAUUAGCGGGGAAAAUCACCCACCUGGUGUCCCAGUCGUCUCAAAUCAGUCCCAUGAUUAGAGGGGAAUCACCCACCUGGGUGGUCCCAGGUUCUAAAAUCAGUCCCACUGAUUAGAGGGGCAUCACCCCCCUGGUGUCCCAGGUCUAAAACCAAGUCCCUGAUUAGAGGGGGAAUCACCCCCACCUGGUGUCCCAGGGAUCAACUCAGUCCCACUGAUUCGAGGGGGAUCGGAUCACCCACAUGGUUGUUCCCAGGUCUAAACCAAGUCCCCUGGUUAGAGGGGAAUCACCCCCCUGGUGUCCAGGUCUAAACCAGUCCCUGAUUAGAGGGGAAUCACCCCCCUGGUGUCCCAGGUCUAAAUCAGUCCCUGAUUAGAGGGGAAUCACCCCCCUGGUGUCCCAGGUCUAAACCAGUCCCUGGUAGAGGGGAAUCACCACCAUGGAUGUCCAGGUCUAAUCAGUCCGUGAUUAGAGGGGCACUUCACCCCCUGGUUCCUAGCUCCUAACCAGUCCCUGAUAGCAGCCGGCAAAUAAGCCCUACCUGCUGCCCAGCCCUAAGCCACUAGCCCUAGCCCUAGCAUCACCCCCUAGCCGCUGUCCCUCAGCCUAGCUCCCUAACCAUAGCCCUAGCCUAGCCAGAUCACCCCCUAGCCCGUAGCCCUAGCAACCAGCCCUGACCUAGCGGAUCACCCACUAGCCCCAGGUCCUAAACCAGCCCUGCCUAGCGCAGGGCCGACUAUGCCUAGCCACUGAUGCCCCUGAGCCCUAGCCAUGAGCCCCUAGAGGCCGCCUUAGCCCCUCAGCCCCUAGCCCCUCCUAGCCACUAGCCCUAGCCACUAGCCCCUAGCCCCUAGCCACCUAGCCACCAGCCCCUAGCCCCUCCAUAGCCACUAGCCCUAGCCCCUCAGCCCCUAGCCCCUAGCCACUAGCCCCUAGCCACUAGCCCCUAGCCUCUAGCCCACUAGCCCAUAGCACUCGAGCCAUAGCCACUAGCCACUAGCCCCUAGCCACUAGCCCACCACUAGCCCCUAGCCACUAGCCACUAGCCCAUAGCCACUGCCCUAGCCCUAGCCACUAGCCCCUAGCCCUAGCCUCUAGCCCUAGCCCCUAGCCACUAGCCCUAGCCACUAGCCCCUAGCCCUAGCCACUAGCCACUAGCCCUAGCCCCCUCUAGCCCCUAGCCACUAGCCACUAGCCCCUAGCCACUAGCCCUAGCCCUAGCCCCUAGCCCCUAGCCACUAGCCCCAUAGCCCUCUUAGCCACUAGCCACUAGCCCCUAGCCCUAGCCCUAGCCCCUAGCCCCUAGCCCUAGCCACUAGCCCCUAGCCCCUAGCCUCUAGCCCCUAGCCCCUAGCCACUAGCCCCUAGCCCCUAGCCCAUAGCCACUAGCCCCUAGCCCCUAGCCCCUAGACACUUGCCCCUAGCCUCUAGCCCUUAGCCACUAGCCCCUAGCCCCUAGCCCCACUAGCCUAGCCACUAGCCCAUAGCCACUAGCCCCUAGCCACUAGCCACUAGCCACUAGCCCAUAGCCACUAGCCACUAGCCCAUAGCCACUAGCCCCUAGCCCCUAGCCACUAGCCCCUAGCCUCUAGCCCUUAGCCACUAGCCCCUAGCCCCUAGCCCAUAGCCUCUAGCCCCUAGCCACUAGCCACUAGCCCAUAGCCACUAGCCACUAGCCCAUAGCCACUAGCCACUAGCCCCUAGCCACUAGCCCCUAGCCACUAGCCCCUAGCCACUAGCCUCUACUUUUUAUUUAUUUUUUAUUUAACCUUUAUUUAACCAGGAAGCCAGUUGAGAACAAGUUCUCAUUUACAACUGCGCCUGGCCAAGAUAAAGCAAAGCAGUGCGAUUAAAAACAACAACACAGAGUUACAUAUGGGUAAAACAAAACAUAAAGUCAAAAAUACAACAGAAAAUAUAUAUACAGUGUGUGCAAAUGUAGCAAGUUAUGGAGGUAAGGCAAUAAAUAGGCCAUAGUGCAAAAUAAUUACAAUUAGUACAAUUAGUAUUAACACUGGAAUUAACACUGGAAUGAUAGAUGUGCAAGAGAUGAUGUGCAAAUAGAGAUACUGGGGUGCAAAUGAGCAAAAUAAAUAACAAUAUGGGGAUGAGGUAGUUGGGUGGGCUAAUUACAGAUGGGCUGUGUACAGGUGCAGUGAUCGGUAAGCUGCUCUGACAACUGAUGCUUAAAGUUAGUGAGGGAGAUAAGUGUCUCCAGCUUCAGAGAUUUUUGCAGUUCGUUCCAGUCAUUGGCAGCAGAGAACUGGAAGGAAUGGCGGCCAAAGGAGGUGUUGGCUUUGGGGAUGACCAGUGAGAUAUACCUGCUGGAGCGCAUACUACGGGUGGGUGUUGCUAUGGUGACCAGUGAGCUAAGAUACCACAGGGCUCCCAACCCUGUUCCUGGAGAGAUACCCUCCUGUAGGUUUUCACUCCAACCCCAGUUGUAAAUAACCUGAUUAAUCUUAUCAACCAAUUAAUUAUUAGAAUCAGGUGCUAGAUUAGGGUUGGAGUGAAAACCUACAGGAUGGUAGCUCUCCAGGAUCAGGGUUGGAGUGAAAACCUACAGGAGGGUAGCUCUCCAGGAUCAGGGUUGGAGAGAGAACCUACAGGACGGUAACUCUCCAGGAUCAGGGUUGGAGAGAGAACCUACAGGACAGUAUCUCUCCAGGAUCAGGGUUGGAGAGAGAACCUACAGGAGGGUAUCUCUCCAGGAUCAGGGUUGGAGAGAGAACCUACAGGAGGGUGGCUCUCCAGGAUCAGGGUUGGAGAGAGAACCUACAGGGGGGUGGCUCUCCAGGAUCAGGGUUGGAGUUAAAACCUCCAGGAGGGUAUCUCUCCAGGAUCAGGGUUGGAGAGAGAACCUACAGGAGGGUAUCUCUCCAGGAACAGGGUUGGAGUGAAAACCUACAGGAGGGUGGCUCUCCAUGAUUUACAUUUACAUUUUAGUCAUUUAGCAGACGCUCUUAUCCAGAGCGACUUACAGGAGCAAUUAGGGUUAAGUGCCUUGCUCAAGGGCACAUUUACGUCAUUUAGCAGACGCUCUUAUCCAGAGCGACUACAAAUUGGUGCAUUCACCCUAUAGCCAGUGGGAUAACCACUUUACAAUUAUACUUUUUUUUGGGGGGGGGGGGGGUAGAAGGAUUACUUUAUCCUAUCCCAGGUGUUCCUUAAAGAGGUGGGGUUUCAAAUGUCUCCGGAAGGUGGUGAGUGACUCCGCUGUCCUGGCGUCGUGAGGGAGCUUGUUCCACCAUUGGGAUGCCAGAGCAGCGAACAGCUUUGACUGGGCUGAGCGGGAACUAUGCUUCCGCAGAGGAAGGGGAGCCAGCAGGCCAGAGGUGGAUGAACGCAAUGCCCUCGCCUGGGUGUAGGGACUGAUCAGAGCCUGAAGGUACGGAGGUGCCGUUCCCCUCACUGCUCCAUAGGCAAGCACCAUGGUCUUGUAACGGAUGCGAGCUUCAACUGGAAGCCAGUGGAGUGUGCGGAGGAGGGGGGGUGACGUGAGAGAACUUGGGAAGGUUGAACACCAGACGGGCUGCGGCAUUCUGGAUGAGUUGUAGGGGUUUAAUGGCACAGGCAGGGAGCCCAGCCAACAGCGAGUUGCAGUAAUCCAGACGGGAGAUGACAAGUGCCUGGAUUAGGACCUGUGCCGCUUCCUGUGUAAGGCAGGGUCGUACUCUCCGAAUGUUGUAGAGCAUGAACCUGCAGGAUCGGGUCACCGCCUUGAUGUUAGCGGAGAACGACAGGGUGUUGUCCAGGGUCACGCCAAGGCUCUUCGCACUCUGGGAGGAGGACACAACGGAGUUGUCAACCGUGAUGGCGAGAUCAUGGAACGGGCAGUCCUUCCCCGGGAGGAAGAGCAGCUCCGUCUUGCCAGGGUUCAGCUUGAGGUGGUGAUCCGUCAUCCAUACUGAUAUGUCGGCCAGACAUGCAGAGAUGCGAUUCGCCACCUGGUUAUCAGAAGGGGGAAAGGAGAAGAUUAGUUGUGUAUCGUCAGCGUAGCAAUGAUAGGAGAGGCCAUGUGAGGAUAUGACAGAGCCAAGUGACUUGGUGUAUAGGGAGAAAAGGAGAGGGCCUAGAACUGAGCCCUGGGGGACACCAGUGGUGAGAGCACGUGGUGCGGAGACAGCUUCUCGCCACGCCACUUGGUAGGAGCGACCGGUCAGGUAGGACGCAAUCCAGGAGUGAGCCGCGCCGGAGAUGCCCAGCUCGGAGAGGGUGGAGAGGAGGAUCUGAUGGUUCACAGUAUCAAAGGCAGCAGACAGGUCUAGAAGGACAAGAGCAGAGGAGAGAGAGUUAGCUUUAGCAGUGCGGAGAGCCUCCGUGACACAGAGAAGAGCAGUUUCAGUUGAAUGACCAGUCCUGAAACCUGACUGGUUUGGAUCAAGAAGGUCAUUCUGAGAGAGAUAGCAAGAGAGUUGGCUAAAGACGGCACGCUCAAUAGUUUUGGAAAGAAAAGAAAGAAGGGAUACUGGUCUGUAGUUGUUGACAUCAGUGGGAUCGAGUGUUGGUUUUUUGAGAAGGGGUGCAACACUCGCUCUCUUGAAGACGGAAGGGACAUGGCCAGCGGUCAAGGAUGAGUUGAUCAGCGAGGUGAGGUAGGGGAGAAGGUCACCGGAGAUGGUCUGGAGAAGAAAGGAGGGGAUGGGGUCAAGCGGGCAGGUUGUUGGGCGGCCUGCAGUCACUAGUCGCAAGAUUUUAUCUGGAGAGAGAGGGGAGAAAGAAGUCAAAGCAUAGGGUAGGGCAGUGUGAGCAGGACCAGCAGUGUCAUUAGACUUAACAAACGAGGAUCGGAUGUCGUCAACCUUCUUUUCAAAGUGGUUGACAAAGUCAUCCACAGAGAGGGAGGAGGGGGGGGGGGGGGGGGAUUCAGCAGUGAGGAGAAUGUGGCAAAGAGCUUCCUAGGGUUAGAGGCAGAUGCUUGGAAUUUAGAGUGGUAGAAAGUGGCCUUAGCAGCAGAAACAGAUGAAGAAAAUGUAGAGAGGAGGGAGUGAAAAGAUGCCAGGUCGGCAGGGAGUUUAGUUUUCUUCCAUUUCCGCUCAGCUGCCCGGAGCUCUGUUCUGUGAGCUCGCAAUGAGUCAUCAAGCCACAGAGCUGGAGGGGAGGACCGAGCCGGCCGGGAGGAUAGGGGACACAGGGAGUCAAAGGAUGCAGAAAGGGAGGAGAGGAGGGUUGAGGAGGCAGAAUCAGGAGAUUGGAGGGAGAAGGAUUGAGCAGAGGGAAGAGAUGAUAGGAUGGAAGAGGAGAGAGUAGUGGGAGAGAGAGAGCGAAGGUUGCGGCGGCGCGUUACCAUCUGUGUAGGGACAGAGUGAGUAGUGUUGGAGGAGAGCGAGAGAGAAAAGGAAACAAAGUAGUGGUCGGAGACAUGGAGGGGAGUUGCAGUGAGAUUAGUAGAAGAGCAACAUCUAGUAAAGAUGAAGUCAAGCGUAUUGCCUGCCUUGUGAGUGGGGGGGGGAUGGUGAGAGGGUGAGGUCAAAAGAGGAGAGGAGUGGAAAGAAGGAGGCAGAGAGAAAUGACUCAAAUGUAGACGUGGGGAGGUUGAAAUCCCCCAAAACUGUGAAGGGUGAGCCAUCCUCAGGAAAGGAACUUAUCAAGGCGUCAAGCUCAUUGAUGAACUCUCCAAGGGAACCUGGAGGGCGAUAGAUGACAAGGAUAUUAAGCUUAAAUGGGCUAGUGACUGUGACAGCGUGGAAUUCAAAUGAGGAGAUAGACAGAUGGGUUAGGGGAAUAAUUGAGAAUGACCACUUGGGAGAGAUGAGGAUUCCUGUGCCACCACCCCUCUGACCAGAUGCUCUCGGGGUAUGCGAGAACACAUGGUCAGACGAGGAGAGAGCAGUAGGAGUAGCAGUGUUUUCAGUGGUAAUCCAUGUUUCCGUCAGCGCCAGGAAGUCGAGGGACUGGAGGGUAGCAUAGGCUGGGAUGAAGUCAGCCUUGUUGGCGGCAGAAUGGCAGUUCCAGAGGCUGCCUGAGACCUGGAACUCCAGGUGUGUGGUGCGUGCAGGGACCACCAGGUUAGAGAGGCAGCAGCCACGCGGUGUGAGGCGUUUGUGUAGCCUGUGCGGAGAGGAGAGAACAGGGAUAGGCAGAGGCAUAGUUGACAGGCUGCAGCAGAUGGCUACAAUAAUGCAGAGGAGAUCGGGAUGAAAUGAACUAAACAUCAGGGAAAGGAGAGAGCAGGCCUCCCUCACCAAAAAAAAUAUAUAUAACUCUCCCAACUUCCACCUCAGAAACUAUAAUUGUUUCACUGAACCACCCGAGUAAAACUCUCCCAACUUCCACUUUAGAAAUUAGAAUUGUUGUAAACUACAGCAGACUGUUAUCAGUAGCUGUAAUUAAGUACAGCAGCUACCAACCACCUAACGUUAAUGCCUCGGAUGAGGUUAGAAAAACAGCUGAAUGGUAGCAGCUAGCUGGCUCAAUCACAGGUACUCUUAAGCAUGAAAUAACAUUGGAAACAAUUAACCACAGUUGCAAAAAGUUACCAGUAGCUACCCGCUAGCUAGCUAGCUUUGUUGGUCCAGGUAGUGGGUUAGCUAGCCUCGUGCUAGCCUCGUGCUUCGCCGGGGUCUGCCGAAUACAGUCCUUACCUACAAUAAUUACCUACAAUAACCUUCAAUAACUACCUGAGUAAGCUACCUAUAAUACCAAACUACAAUACCUACCUACAAUCUAAAUACAUGGUUUAAGCUUAACUCAACACCAUAUAAGAAGCCAAGCUUACCUUUCAUAACGCAGCAAUGAUUAAACGUUGGGUAGCUAGCACAAAGAUAUUGUAUUUAGCUACCACAGUACAGCCAGCCAGCAUAUAACCUGUUACCAAAGCAAAGCAUACAGGAUCACCCCACAACUCCAUAUAUCCACCUUAGGGCCAGCAUAUAACCUGUUACCAAAGAAAAGCAUACAGGAUCACACCACAACAUCCUACAGCAACCCAAUAGGCAGGAGGGUGGAUCAGGGUUGGAGAGAGAACCUACAGGAGGGUAUCUCUCCAGGAUCAGGGUUGGAGUUAAAACCUCCAGGAGGGUAUCUCUCCAGGAUCAGGGUUGGAGUUAAAACCUCCAGGAGGGUAUCUCUCCAGGAUCAGGGUUGGAGAGAGAACCUACAGGAGGGUAUCUCUCCAGGAUCAGGGUUGGAGUUAAAACCUCCAGGAGGGUAUCUCUCCAGGAUCAGGGUUGGAGUUAAAACCUACAGGAGGGUAUCUCUCCAGGAUCAGGGUUGGAGUUAAAACCUCCAGGAGGGGAGCUCUCCAGGAUCAGGGUUGGGAGCCCUGCCCUAGACCAGUGGUUUCAACUCCUGUAAUACCCUCACCAGGACACAUUAGUAUUGUAGCCCCGGACAAACAUACCUGACUCAACUUGUCAACUAAUCAUCAGGCCCUUGUUAAGUUGAAUCAGGUGAGGUUGUCUGGGCUACAAUACAAAUGUGUGCUAUUGGGGGGACUUGAAACUGUUAUGAAACUGCCCUAUACAAGCGCUUUGUGAGAAAUGUUGUUGUAAAGGGCUGUGUUGAUAAAGUUGUAUUGUUUGAUGCACGUUUCCCAGCCAAGGAGACGGCCACUACUUCCCCCUGACUAUGGAUAUUUAACCCCAUCCUGUCUGUGUUUCUGUUUUGCCCAGCCAAGGAGACGGCCACUACUUCCCCCUGAAGAGCCUGAGUGAGUCCUCGACCUCUCUGUUAGCCAAUGAGGAGAAAUGGGAGGAGGAAGAGGAGGAGUCCGAGGACGACCACAUGGGUAAGGAGGCCAAUAGGACAGAUUCUUAGAUUAAUAUCUAUCAGGGAAGAUUAUGUGAUGUGGUGGUGGUGUCCCUAAUUAAUACUGAAAAGUCUUGCUAGGCUGCAUAGUGGUUCAAAAGCCCCUACUGUUACUUCUCUACAUCCAUCUGGUGGACAGACGUGGUAUUGCAGGACGACAUGUGAUUAAACUAUAUAAUACAUUUACAUUUAAGUCAUUUAGCAGACGCUCUUAUCCAGAGCGACUUACAAAUUGGUGCGUUCAACUUAGGAUAGCCAGUGGGACAACCACAUCUUGAUCACAGUAAGUACACUUCUUCAAACAAGCAGCUGUGAGCAAAGUCGGUGCAAUCAGGGACAACUACAUCUCGAUCACAAUAAGUAAUAAUACUGUCUGUCUGGAAGCUACACUGAACACAAUUAUAAACGCAACAUGCAAAGUGUUGGUCCCAUGUUUCAUGAUCUGAAAUUAAAGAUCCCAGAAAUGUUCCAUAUGCACAGAAAGCUUAUUUCUCUCAAAUGUUGUGCACAAAUUUUACAUCCCUGUUAGUGAGCAUUUCUCCUUUGCCAAGAUAAUCCACCCACCUGACAGGUGUGGCAUAUCAAGAAGCUGAUUAAACAGCAUGAUCAUUACACAGGUGCACCUUGUGCUGGGGACAAUAAAAGGCCACUCACUUUGUCACACAACACAAUGCCACAGAUGUCUCAAGUUUUGAGGGAGCGUGCAAUUGGCAUGCUGACGGCACGAAUGUCCACCAGAGCUGUUGCCAGAUAAUUUAAUGUUAAUUUAUCUACCAUAAGCUGCCUCCAACGUCGUUUUAGAGAAUUUGGCAGUAUGAUCAACUGGUCUCACAACCGCAGACCACGUGUAACCACGCCAGCCCAGGACCUCCACAUUCGACUUCUUCACCUGCGGGAUCGUCUGAGACCAGUCACCCGGACAGCUGAUGAAACUGUGGGUUUGCACAACCGAAGGAUUUCUGCACAAACUGUCAGAAACCGUCUCAGGGAAGCUCAUCUGCGUGCUCGUCGUCCUCACCAGGGUCUUCACCUGACUGCAGUUCAGUGUCGUAACCGACAUCAGUGGGCAAAUGCUCACCUUCGAUGGCCACUGGCACGCUGGAGAAGUGUGCUCUUCACGGAUUAAUCCCGGUUUCAACCGUACCGGGCAGAUGGCAGACAUGACGUCGUGUGGGCGAGUGGUUUGCUGAUGUCAACGUUGUGAACAGAGUGCCCCAUGGUGGCACCGGGGUUAUGCUAUGGGCAGACAUAAGCUACGGACAACGAACACAAUUGCAUUUUAUCGAUGGCAAUUUGAAUGCACAGAGAUACUGUGAUGAGAUCCUGAGGCCCAUUGUCGUGCCAUUCAUCCGCCGCCAUCACCUCAUGUUUCAGCAUGAUAAUGCAUGGCCCCAUGUCGCAAGGAUCUGUACACAAUUCCUGGAAGCUGAACAUAUCCCAGUUCUUCCAUGGCCUGCAUACUCACCAGACAUGCCACCCAUUGAGCAUGUUUGGGAUGCUCUGGAUCGAAUCCCCGAGCUGACAAGGAUAAAUGAUGUCGUUCUGCCUCUGAGCAAGACGUGGAUGUUGAUUAAUGCAGCCCCCUGCACCUCUCUGAUUCAGAGGGGUUGGGUUAAAUGUGGAAGACACAUUUCAGUUGAAUGCGUUCAGUUGUACAACUGACUAGGAAUCCCCCUUUCCCUUUCUGGAUCGACCUGUACGACAGCGUGUUCCAGUUCCCACCAAUAUCCAAUAACUUCGCACAGCCAUUGAAGAGGAGUGGGACAACAUUCCACAGGCCGCAAUCAACAGCCUGAUCAACUCUAUGUAAAGGAGAUGUGUCACGUUGCAUGAGGCAAAUGGUCACACCAGACACUGACUGGUUUUCUGAUCCACGCCCCUAUCUUUUUAUCUGUUAUUAAGGUAUCUGUGACCAACAGAUGCAUAUCUGUAUUCCCAGUCAUGUCAAAUCCAUAGAUUAAGGCCUAAUGAAUUGAUUGAUUUCCUUUAUAUGAACUGUAACUCAUAAAAAUCUAUUGUCAUUGUUGCAUGUUGCGUGAAUAUUUUUGUUCAAUGUAGUUGUCUUUAUAAUAUAAAUGAUUGAACUUUGUUUGGUUGUUGAAUGUAUUAAAGGAAACAUUGUCUUUUCCAGGUGGUGACAGGGAUCCCUCUGUUAUCAUAGACAUGGACGAAGGGGAGGAGGAGGAGGAGGAGGAGUAG
Messenger RNA from Coregonus sp. 'balchen', 25268 nucleotides. Lineage: Eukaryota; Metazoa; Chordata; Actinopteri; Salmoniformes; Salmonidae. The record is from the annotation of a GenBank genome assembly.